Messenger RNA from Neopelma chrysocephalum (saffron-crested tyrant-manakin), 10263 nucleotides. RefSeq names its product dynein axonemal heavy chain 9 (gene DNAH9). Gene Ontology annotation, cellular component: dynein complex. The record is from RefSeq and is a predicted model, not a curated record. Gene Ontology annotation, molecular function: ATP hydrolysis activity; dynein intermediate chain binding; ATP binding. Lineage: Eukaryota; Metazoa; Chordata; Aves; Passeriformes; Pipridae. The transcript is spliced from 53 exons. Bases 1 to 10263 code for a protein of 3420 amino acids. Gene Ontology annotation, biological process: microtubule-based movement.
AUGCAAAUCCAGCAGUGGCAAGAGCCCCCAGCACACGGGAUCCAGCUCCAGGUGGUCGAUGUUUGUCCAGUGGGGUCGGGGAGCAGCACGGGGGGUGAUGGACGGGACCUGUCUGUGCCCGGUGUGGAAAAAUUCCCCGGGCUGUGCUCUGAGCUGCCGCGGAGCGAGCCCGGCUGGAGAACUGCUCUGGAGCUGCAGCGGGGACACAGUGAGGGGAACGGGCCGGAGGAGGAGCAGGAGAGAGGAGGCUGGGACCGCCCUCGCUUCCCGGCGGGACACGGGAGCGCUCCCGGGAGUCGCCCGGGCAACGGCGGCUCCUCCCGCAAACACUGCGGUGCGGGCGGGAUGGAUGCGGCGGAGCCCGGCGGGGAGCGCGGGGCCGUGGGGCCGGAGCCCUUGGAACCCUCGGAGGACCCCGGUGCGGGGGGCCCGGAGCCCUCGGAGCCCCUGGAGCCCCCGGAUCCCCUGGAGCCCGUGUGCGAGCGGCUGUGGCGGGGCGCGGCGCGGGCUCUGUCGGUGCGGGCCGAGCGCGGCGCGGGGGCGGCGCGGGCGCUGCGCGGCAAGGCCGUGUUCUUCCUCCGCCCGCCCGGCGCCGGCCCCGCGGAGCUGCUGUGCGGGGACCUGCCCGCCGACCCCCUGGCGCACUUCGCCGCCCUCCUGGAGGAGGUGAUUGUGCCCAUCCUGACCAACCGGAAGAACCACCAGGGCUGGCCACGAGUGGUGUCCCAGGACAUCAUCCGUCAUGUCCACAACCUAAAAAAAACUGUUUUCAUGGUUGUUGGCCAAGUAAAGGGCAGGACCUUGCUGCCUCUUCCAGCUGGCUCAGAGGGAAUCGAGGACAUUGAUCCAGAAAACGAGAGAUUCCUGGAGCUGAUUGAUAAAUCCCUCGUCCAUGCCACCGAGUCAGCCAUCAUUGACUGGAGCCACCAGAUCCAGAGAGCCCUGAAGAAAGAGUCCUCAGAGCCUCUCCUGCAAGGCAGCAACCCGAACCCAAAGGUGGAACUGGAAUUCUGGAAGAACAGGUGUGAUGAGCUGGAAUGCAUUUAUGACCAACUGAGAUCAAGGAAGGUCAGGAACAUGAUAGAGGUGCUGGAGAGAGUGAAGAGCAUCUAUGUCCCAGCCUUCAAAACCAUGCUCAGGGAUGUUGAGGCAGCUCUGGCCGAAGCUCAGGACAUCCACCUGCACCUGACACCCCUCCAGGACCCCCUGGAGGACAUAGAGGCUGUUGAGUUCAGCAAAGUGAAGCCUUUCCUGGUCACUCUGCUCCACAUGGUGUGUUGGAUCUGGGUCACUUCCAAGCACUACAACGUGGCUGUGAGGAUCAUAGUUCUGCUCCAGGAAAUCUGCAACCUGCUCAUCCAGCAGGCCGUGGUGUACCUGUCUCCAGAAGACCUUCUGAAAGGAGAGAUGGAAGAGAGCCUGGGCAAGGUGCAAACAGUGCUUGACAUCCUGAAUGGCUUCAAAGGGGUGUUUGAGGAGAGACGGGAAAAUCUGCACAUGUAUUAUGAGCCAGGCCAGGAAGUGAGGAAGUGGGACUUCCACUCCUGGAUGGUGUUUGCAAGGCUGGACAGCUUCCUGGAGAGGCUGGAGAUGGUGAAGGGUCUCCUGACCACGGCCUUGGACCUGACAGAGCUGGAGAAGAUGGAGUUCAGCGGGGUUAGAGGGAGGGCCCUGGGCCAGCAGGUGCUGGACAUGUAUGAGGAGUUCCAGGAGGCCUACAGGGUGUUUGCAGAGCGAAGCUACGACUGCCUCGACCUGGCCAACACGGAGUUUGAGCAGGAUGCCUUGGGUUUCCAGCAGAAAGUAGAAGACAUCGACCAUCGGCUGGGCACUGUGUUCACCCAGGCCUUUGAUGACACCUCGGACUUGGAGCACAUCUUCAAGUUGCUGACCAUGUUCCAGAGCCUUUUGGAGCGUCCAGUGAUCGCUGCAGUUGCUGCUGACAAAUGGCCUCUGCUCAUCAGCAUGUUCAGCACUGCCCUGGACCAGACCAGGCUCAUCUACUCCAGGCACACCCAGGCAGGGCUCGAGCUCGGGUCUCCCCCCCUGCACAAGAACAUGCCCCCCGUGGCUGGAGCGCUGGGCUGGGCUCGGGAGCUGCGAGCGCGGAUCCAGAGGCCUUUUGAUCAGCUUAGGCACAUCCCACACCUGUGCUUGGACUCUGCCCAAGGAAGGAGGGUGGUACAGAAAUAUGAGGAAAUGAUCCAACUGCUCGACAGGUAUCAGGAAAAACUGUAUUUAGAGUGGUCCCAGACAGUCUCAGAAAAAUCCCAGUACAACCUGACUCAGCCGCUCAUCCGGCGAGACCCAGAGACCAAACUGAUCACUGUCAACUUUGAUCCCCAGCUGGUCUCGGUGCUCAGGGAGGUGAGUUACCUGUCGGGCAGCCGGGCAGGAGCCAUCCCACCCAUGGCAGCAGGAAUCUACUCCUCCAGGGAAUCCUACCGGCAGCUGGUGGCCAACCUGGAGCUGAUGGGGAACAGGUACAACAAGGUCCUGAGAACUGUGCUGGAGGUGGAAUAUCCCCUGGUGCAGGGGCAGCUGCAGGAUGUCGACGUGAAGCUGAAAGAGGCAGAAGAAACCCUGACCUGGGAGAUGGAGGGUGUGUGGGAUCACAUCUCCGGGGUCGUGGAAGGUGUGCAUGACCUCGAGCAGAGGCUGCAGAAAGCCAAGGACAACGUUGAGUUGAUCCAGAGCAUUGUGGGCUCGUGGGCAUCUCCCAUCCUGGAGAGGAAGGAUGGUAAAAGGGACUCAGUGCUGAGCCUGGAGGACUGUCAGAGUCACCUGGAAAAGCGCUACAGCCUUGUCAGAGAGGCCGGGCAGAGGAUCCACUCCCUGCUGAAGGAAAACCAGAGCCUCUUACUUGCAGACCCAGCAUCUGAUUCCUGGAAGGCCUAUGUGGAUUAUGUGGAUGAGAUAGUCCUGGAUGGAUUCUUCACUGCCAUCGAGUGCUCGCUCAAGUACCUCCUGGAGAACACAGAUCCCAAGGCAGGGCUUGCUCCCCUGUUUGAGGUGCAGCUGGAUUUGGUGAUCCCAGAUUUGGUAUUUUACCCAUCCCUGGACCCUGGCACACAUGAUGGCUUCUCUGACAUGGUGGAAAGUCUCCUGAACAGCAUCUACCACAUCUCCUCGCUGGUGCCCCGGCUGGCCACACACAGUGGCUUCCCCCACUACCAGGCAGACCUGGAGGACAUGUCUGGCCUGGCUGAGCUGCGCCAGGAGCUGCUGUGCCGUGUGCAGGCCGUGGUGUCCUCGUGCUGUGAGUUCCGGGCUUCCCUGGAGCGCUAUUCCCACGUGUACGGGGAGGACCGGCGGGAGCUGAGCCGGCAGUUCCUGCUCUACGGGCGCGUCCUCACGGCCGCAGAGCUCGAGGCCCAGGACACGGUCCCUGAGGCGCUGCCCACACUGCAGCAGUUUAGGGAGCACAUCGACUCCUACGAGAGGCUCUACGAGGAGGUGACUCACAUGGAGCCCCUCAGCACCUUCCAGGGCUGGGUGAGGGUCGAUGCUCGGCCUUUCAAGGCGGCCUUGCUGAAUGAAAUUAAAAGGUGGAGCCUGGUGUUCAAGCAGCAUCUCCUGGAGCACGUCACACACAGCUUGGCUGACCUUGAGGAGUUCAUCCAAACUGCUGAGAAAGGGCUGAGCAGGAAGGUUGAGAAGGGGGAUUACGAUGGCCUCGUGGAGGUCAUGGGGCACCUCCUGGCCGUGAAGGAGCGACACGGUGCCACCGAUGCCAUGUUUGAGCCCCUGAGGGAAACCAUUGACCUGCUGAGGGCCUACGAGCAGCAGGUGCCAGGGGAAGUCCACCAGCAACUGGAGGAGCUGCCAGAGAAGUGGAACCAUGUGAAGAAGCUGGCCCUGGCUGUGAGGCAGCACGUGGCUCCUCUCCAGGCCAACGAGAUGACGGCCCUGCGCCAGAGCUGCGCCGCCUUCGACGCCCAACAGCUCCACUUCAGGGAGAGGUUUGGGAGAGAAGCUCCCUUCAGGUUUGACACCGAAAAACCUUAUCAACUGCUGGAUGCAAAGCACAUGGAGAUUAAACAGAUGGAGUCAGCCAUGACCUCGAUUUCUGAAUCAGCUGGUCUGUUUGAAGUCAUGGUGCCAGAAUAUAAACAACUGAAGCAGUGCAGGAAGGAGCUGUGUCUUCUCAAAGAGCUCUGGGAUAUGAUCUCCCUGGUGAACACCAGCCUCAGUGACUGGCAGACCACCAAAUGGGUGGAUAUUAAUGUGGAAAACAUGGAUCUGGAGUGUAAAAAGUUUGCAAGAGAGAUUCGGAAUCUGGAUAAAGAAAUGAGGGCGUGGGAUGCUUUCACUGGGCUGGACAGCAAGGUGAAGAACAUGCUGACGGCCCUGAAGGCGGUGGCAGAACUUCAAAACCCUGCAAUCAGAGAAAGGCACUGGAACCAGCUGAUGCAGGUGACGGGUGUGAGGUUUGUGAUGGACUCGGACACCACGCUGGCUGACCUCCUCAAGCUCAACCUGCAUAAAUUUGAGGGUGAGGUCCAUGGAAUUGUGGACAAAGCAGUGCGAGAAAUGAGCAUGGAGAAAGUGCUGAAGGAGCUGAGAGUGACUUGGAGCACCAGGGAGUUCCAGUACGAGCCUCACUCCCGCACCAACGUCCCCUUGCUGAAGUCAGAUGAGGAGCUCAUUGAAACUUUGGAAGACAACCAGGUGCAGCUGCAGAAUUUGAUGUCAUCCAAAUAUAUUGCUUUCUUCCUGGAGGAGGUGUCUGCCUGGCAGAGGCAGCUCUCCACUGCCGACUCUGUCCUUUCCCUGUGGUUCGAGGUGCAGCGCACGUGGUGUCACCUGGAGGGCAUCUUCAUAGGCUCAGAGGAUAUCCGGGCACAGCUGCCCCAGGACUCCAAGUGCUUUGAAGGGAUUGAUGUGGAUUUUAAAGAACUGGCCUAUGAAGUUCAGAAAACUCCAAAUGUAGUUGAGGCCACCAAUAAACCAGGUCUGUCCCAACAGCUGGAGGACAUUCAGAGGAGGUUGUCUCUGUGUGAGAAGGCUUUGGCUGAAUAUCUGGACAUGAAGAGGUUGGCCUUUCCCAGAUUUUACUUCAUUUCUUCCACAGAUUUAUUGGAUAUUCUUUCCAACGGCACUAACCCACACCUGGUGCAACGUCAUCUUUCCAAACUUUUUGACAGCUUGGCCAAGGUGAAAUUCCAGGUGGACUCUGAGCAAAAGGCAACGAAGGUUGGCCUGGGAAUGUACAGCAGAGAGGAGGAAUAUGUCCCCUUCAGUGCACCCUGUGACUGCAGUGGGCAGGUCGAGGUGUGGCUCAAUCACCUGCUGGACACCAUGAGGGCCACGGUGAGGGACGAGAUGACGGCGGCUGUCACGGCCUACGAGGAGAAGCCGAGGGAGCAGUGGCUCUUUGACUACCCUGCCCAGGUGGCUCUUUCCUGCACCCAGAUCUGGUGGACAACCGAGGUGGGGAUUGCCUUUGCCAGGAUGAAGGAAGGCUACGAGAAGGCCAUGAAGGAGUACCACAAGAAGCAGGUGGCCCAGCUGAACAGCCUGGUGACCAUGCUGCUGGGGCAGCUCUCCAAGGGUGACAGGCAGAAGAUCAUGACCAUCUGCACCAUCGACGUGCACGCUCGGGAUGUGGUGGCAAAGAUGAUCGCGCAGAAGGUGGACAAUGCCCAGGCAUUCGUGUGGCUGUCGCAGCUCCGGCACCGCUGGUCAGACGAGGAGCGGCACUGCUUUGCCAACAUCUGUGAUGCCCAGUUCCUGUACUCCUAUGAGUACCUUGGCAACACCCCUCGACUCGUGAUCACCCCCCUGACUGACAGGUGUUACAUCACCCUGACCCAGGCCCUGCACCUGACCAUGAGCGGAGCCCCCGCGGGCCCUGCGGGCACCGGCAAGACGGAGACGACGAAGGAUUUGGGCCGAGCCCUGGGCAUGAUGGUGUAUGUGUUCAACUGCUCCGAGCAGAUGGACCACCAGUCUUGUGGGAAUAUUUACAAAGGCCUUGCCCAGACAGGAGCUUGGGGCUGUUUUGAUGAAUUUAACAGGAUCUCAGUUGAGGUCCUUUCGGUGGUUGCUGUCCAGGUGAAGAGUGUGCAGGAUGCCAUAAGGGAGAAGAAGAAAUCCUUCAAUUUUCUCGGAGAAGACAUUAACUUGGUCCCCUCAGUAGGCAUUUUCAUCACCAUGAACCCUGGUUAUGCAGGACGAACUGAACUACCUGAGAAUUUGAAAGCUCUGUUCAGGCCCUGUGCCAUGGUUGUGCCAGACUUUGAGCUGAUCUGUGAGAUUAUGUUGGUGGCCGAGGGGUUCAUCGAGGCCCGGGUGUUGGCCAGGAAGUUCAUCACUCUCUACCAGCUCUGCAAAGAGCUCCUGUCCAAGCAGGAUCACUAUGACUGGGGUCUCCGUGCCAUCAAGUCCGUGCUGGUGGUCGCCGGGUCCCUCAAACGCGCCGACCCCGAGCGCCCCGAGGAGCAGGUUCUGAUGCGCUCCCUGCGUGACUUCAACAUCCCCAAGAUCGUGACAGACGAUGUGCCCGUGUUCAUGGGGCUCAUUGGGGAUCUGUUCCCUGCCCUGGGUGUGCCUCGGAAGCGUGACCUGGAUUUCGAGGCGUUGGUGAGACAGGCUGUGCUGGAGCUGCGGCUGCAGCCUGAGGACAACUUUGUGCUGAAAGUGGUGCAGCUGGAGGAGCUGCUGACAGUCCGACACUCCGUGUUCGUGGUGGGAAACGCGGGCACGGGCAAGUCCCAGGUGAUGAGAUCCCUGCACAGGACCCACCAGAUAAUGAAGAGACGUCCUGUGUGGACAGACCUCAACCCCAAGGCAGUCACCAACGAUGAGCUUUUUGGCAUCAUUAACCCAGCAACAAGAGAGUGGAAAGAUGGACUGUUCUCAUCAAUCAUGCGAGAGCUGGCCAACCUCACACAUGAUGGUCCCAAGUGGAUGGUACUGGAUGGAGAUAUUGAUCCAAUGUGGAUUGAAUCUCUUAAUACUGUGAUGGAUGACAAUAAGGUGCUGACCCUGGCCAGCAAUGAGAGGAUCCCUCUGAACCCCACGAUGAGGUUGCUGUUUGAGAUCAGCCACCUGCGCUCGGCCACCCCGGCCACCGUGUCCAGGGCGGGGAUCCUGUACAUCAACCCAUCAGACCUGGGCUGGAAUCCCCCGGUGAGCAGCUGGAUCGACCGGCGAGAGAUCGAGUCUGAGAGAGCCAACCUGACCAUCCUGUUUGACAAGUACCUGCCCGUCUGCCUGGACACCCUCAGGACAAGAUUUAAGAAGAUUAUUCCCAUUCCUGAGCAGAGCAUGGUUCAGAUGCUGUGUUACCUCCUGGAAUGCCUCCUGACUGAGGAGAACACACCUUCUGACUGUCCCAAGGAGCUCUAUGAGCUUUACUUUGUCUUUGCUGCUGUCUGGGCCUUUGGUGGAUCCAUGUUUCAGGACCAGCUUGUGGACUACAGAGUGGAGUUUAGCAAGUGGUGGGUGGCAGAAUUCAAGACAAUCAAGUUUCCCUCUCAGGGCACAGUCUUUGACUUUUACAUUGAUCCAGAAACAAAGAAGUUUGAGCCUUGGUCUAAACUUAUUCCCCAGUUUGAAUUUGAUCCAGAGGUGCCAUUACAGGCUUGCCUGGUGCCCACCCCUGAGACGGUCCGUGUGCGGUACCUCCUGGACAGGCUCCUGCAGUGCCGGCGCCCCGUGAUGCUGGUGGGCAGCGCGGGCACAGGGAAGUCUGUGCUGGUGGGGGACAAACUCUCCUCUCUGGACACGGACACAUAUGUGGUGAAGAAGGUCCCAUUUAACUACUACACCACCUCUGCCAUGCUGCAAGGUGUGCUGGAGAAGCCUCUGGACAAGAAGGCUGGCAGGACCUACGGCCCCCCGGGCACCAAGAGGCUCGUGUACUUCAUCGACGACCUCAACAUGCCCCAGGUGGACACAUAUGGGACAGUGCAGCCCCACACCCUGCUCAGGCAGCACCUGGACUAUGGACACUGGUAUGACCGGACCAGGCUGUCCCUGAAGGAGAUCACCAAUGUGCAGUACGUGUCCUGCAUGAACCCCACUGCAGGGAACUUCACCAUCAACCCCCGGCUGCAGCGUCACUUCUGUGUCUUCGCUCUCUCCAACCCUGACCAGGAUGCCUUGACCAGGAUCUACAGCACCAUUUUGGUGCAGCACCUGACCAGUGGGAAUUUCUCAGAGGCUGUGCAAAAAUCAGCCCAGCAGCUGAUUGCCCUCGCCCUGGGGCUGCACAGGAGGGUGGCUGCCACCUUCCUGCCAACAGCUGUCAAGUUCCACUACGUUUUCAAUCUGAGAGACUUCUCCAACAUCUUCCAAGGACAACCUCUCUUGCUUUCCAACCUCCAGGCAGACCUGGCAAACCUGUACCUGAAGGCUGGAGUGAAGAACACGGGCACUGUGUUCCUGCUGACGGACGGGCAGGUGGCGGACGAGCAGUUCCUGGUGCUGGUCAACGACUUCUUGGCAUCAGGGGAAAUACCAGAUCUCUUCCCUGAUGAGGAAGUUGAGAACAUCAUCAGCAGCGUGAGGAAUGAAGUCAAAGGCCGGGGGUUGGUGGCCUCCAGGGAGACCUGCUGGAAGUUUUUUACAGAGCGGGCGCAGCGGCAGCUCAAGGUUGCUCUGUGUUUUUCCCCCGUCGGCUCCAAACUGCGGCUCCGCAGCAGGAGGUUCCCGGCCCUGGUCAGCUGCACCACCAUCGACUGGUUCCAGGAGUGGCCACGGGAGGCCCUGGAGUCUGUCAGCCUCUGCUUCCUGAGAGACAUGGGGGCUGUGGAGGAUUCAGUGAAAGAUUCAAUAAGCAAAUUCAUGGCCCAUGUCCACAUCAGUGUCAACGAGAUGUCCCGGCUGUACCUGAGCAACGAGCGCCGCUACAACUACACCACCCCAAAGUCCUUCCUGGAGCAAAUCAAACUCUACCAGAACCUGCUGCUGAAAAAGGACGAGGAUUUAAAGGCAAAAACGGAGCGGCUGGAGAACGGCCUGGAGAAGCUCAACAGCACCUCUGCACAGGUGGAUGAGCUGAAGGCCAAACUGGCAGCCCAGGAGGUGGAGCUGAAGCAGAAGAGUGAGGAUGCUGACAAGCUGAUCCAGGUGGUGGGGGUGGAGACGGAGAAGGUGAGCAGGAAAAAGGCCGUGGCCGACGAGGAGGAGAGGAAGGUGGCACUGAUCACCCAGGAGGUGGAGCAGAAGCAGAAGGACUGUGAGGAGGACCUGGCCAAGGCUGAGCCUGCCCUGGCAGCUGCCCAGGCUGCUCUCAACACCCUCAACAAGACCAACCUGACAGAGCUGAGAUCCUUUGGGUCACCCCCUUCCGCCGUCAGCAACGUCACUGCGGCCGUGAUGGUGCUGACGGCCCCGGGGGGGAAGAUCCCCAAGGACAGGAGCUGGAAAGCAGCCAGAGUGGCCAUGGCCAGGGUGGAUGGCUUCCUGGACUCCCUGAUCAAGUUCAACAAGGAGAACAUCCACGAGAACUGCCUCAAAGCCCUCCAGCCUUAUUUACAAGACCCCAAGUUCAACCCUGAGUUCGUGGCCACCAAGUCGGCGGCGGCGGCCGGGCUGUGCUCCUGGGUGGUGAACAUCGUGCGCUUCCACGGCGUGUUCUGCGAGGUGCAGCCCAAGAGGCAGGCCCUGAGCAGGGCCAACACCGAGCUGGCAGCAGCCCAGGACAAGCUGGAAACCAUCAAGGCCAAAAUUGCUCGCCUCGACCAGAACCUGGGCAGGCUCAGGGCCCAGUUUGAGGAGGCCACUUCAGACAAGCUCAAGUGUCAGCAGGAGGCUGCAGCGACAGCGAGAACCAUCGCCCUGGCCAACAGGCUGGUUGGGGGACUGGCUUCUGAGAACGUGAGAUGGGGUGAGGCUGUGAAGGCCUUCAAAGAGCAGCAGAGCACCUUGUGUGGGGAUGUCCUGCUGAUCACGGCCUUCGUGUCCUACCUGGGCUACUUCACCAGGAAAUACCGCCAGGACCUCCUGGAGGGCGUCUGGAAACCGUAUCUGCACCAGCUCAAAGUCCCCAUCCCCAGUGGACUUCACUGGCUGCUCCAUCCCACCAAUGCUGCUCCCUUCUCUUCUCAGACAGUCCUUGGCUGGAUCCAGACAGCAUUCCAGAAGGUGUUCCAGAGAGCCAUGGAGAGGGCGGCUCCUGCCGAGGGGCUGGCGGAGCGCGUGAGGAGCCUCAGCGACAGCAUCACCCUCUGUGUGUGCCAGUACACGGCCCGGGGGCUGUUCGAGGGGGACAGGCUGACCUACACUGCCCAGCUCACCUUCCAGGAACCAUGA